UCGCUGCCCGGGCCAGGCGGGAUCUCAGCCCCGCCCGCUGCCCGCGGGGAGCCGGCUCCGUUAGACGGGAACCCGGCAGCUCGGCAUCCUCCGCCCUGCGCUGUGCGGCGGUAUCUGCCCCCGGGCCCGCGCCCCCAGCCCGCCCGCCAGACCUCGCCCGCAGCCUCCAGAAACAGUAGGCUUGAGUUACCAUGGUAGAAGCAACCCUGAGGAGUAACGGUACAGCAGAGGAAAACAGCACCAGCUUCUAGUAAACAUGAUUCCUGUCACCGAAUUUCGUCAGUUCUCUGAACAGCAGCCAGCAUUCAGAGUACUGAAGCCAUGGUGGGAUGUGUUUACAGACUAUCUCUCAGUAGCCAUGCUGAUGAUUGGUGUCUUUGGAUGUACAUUACAGGUCAUGCAAGACAAGAUAAUAUGCCUUCCAAAAAGAAUACAGCCUUCACAGAAUCACUCUCACAUUCCAAAUGCAGUCCCAAAUACAACUCCACUUCCUCCACCCAAACCAUCCACUACUCCUGCCACUGUUGAAAUGAAAGGACUAAAGACUGAUUUAGACCUUCAGCAGUAUAGCUUUAUAAACCAAAUGUGCUAUGAACGUGCACUGCACUGGUAUGCAAAAUACUUCCCUUACCUUGUCCUUAUACAUACUCUGAUAUUCAUGCUAUGUAGUAACUUCUGGUUCAAAUUCCCUGGAUCAAGCUCAAAAAUUGAACACUUCAUUUCCAUACUGGGGAAAUGUUUUGAUUCUCCCUGGACAACAAGGGCCUUAUCUGAAGUGUCUGGGGAAGACUCAGAAGAGAAGGACAACAGGAAGAACAACAUAACAAGGUCAAAUACUAUCCAACCUAGCACAGAAGGCACUUUGGUCAAGACUCAGUCUUUAAAAUCGAUACCUGAAAAGUUUGUUGUAGAUAAGGGGACGGCAGGGGCAUUGGAUAAAAAAGAAGGAGAACAGGCAAAAGCACUGUUUGAAAAGGUGAAGAAAUUCCGACUGCACGUUGAAGAAAGUGAUCUGCUCCAUGCUAUGUAUGUUCGUCAGACUGUACUUAAAGUUAUUAAAUUCCUUAUCAUUAUUGCUUACAAUAGUGCACUAGUUUCAGAAGUUCAAUUUACAGUAGACUGUAAUGUUGACAUACAGGACAUGACAGGAUAUAAGAAUUUUUCCUGUAAUCAUACCAUGGCACAUCUGUUCUCUAAACUUUCCUUCUGCUACCUGUGCUUUGUAAGCAUCUAUGGACUAACAUGCCUUUACACUUUAUAUUGGUUGUUCUAUCGUUCACUAAAGGAAUAUUCCUUUGAAUAUGUUCGGCAAGAGACUGGAAUUGAUGAUAUCCCAGAUGUUAAGAAUGACUUUGCUUUUAUGCUUCACAUGAUAGAUCAAUAUGACCCUCUUUAUUCAAAGAGAUUUGCAGUGUUCCUGUCUGAAGUCAGUGAAAACAAGCUGAAACAGCUGAACUUAAACAAUGAAUGGACUGCAGAUAAAUUGAGACAGAGGCUACAAACAAAUGCAUAUAACCGGCUAGAACUGCAGCUCUUCAUGCUUUCUGGACUUCCAGACACAGUUUUUGAAAUUACAGAGCUGCAGUCUCUAAAACUUGAAAUAAUUAAUAAUGUUAUGAUACCAGCAACCGUUGCACAGUUGGAUAAUCUCCAAGAGCUCUCUUUGUACCAGUGUUCUGUGAAGAUCCACAGUGCUGCCUUGGCUUUUCUGAAGGAAAAUCUGAAGAUCUUGAGUGUCAAAUUUGAUGACAUCAGAGAGCUUCCACAUUGGAUGUAUGGGCUCAGAAAUUUAGAAGAGCUCUAUUUAAUUGGUUCUCUCAGUCAUGAUAUUUCCAAAAACAUUACUCUUGAGUCUUUUCGGGAACUUAAAAGCCUUAAAAUUCUCUACAUUAAAAGCAAUGUAUCCAAAAUCCCACAAUCAGCAGUUGAUGUUUCAAGUCAUCUUCAAAAAAUGUGUAUUCAUAACGAUGGCACCAAAUUAGUGAUGCUCAAUAACCUGAAGAAAAUGGUUAACUUGACUGAGUUGGAGCUGGUUCACUGUGAUUUGGAGCGCAUACCUCAUGCAGUUUUUAGCCUUCUCAGUCUCCAGGAAUUGGAUUUAAAGGAAAACAACCUCAAAUCAAUAGAAGAAAUAGUUAGUUUUCAAUAUCUGAGAAAACUUACAAUCCUAAAACUGUGGUACAACAGUAUAACAUAUAUCCCAGAGCAUAUAAAGAAACUCACUAGCCUAGAGCGUCUUUCCUUUAGUCACAACAAAAUAGAGGUUCUUCCAUCCCACCUAUUCCUAUGCAACAAAAUCAGAUACUUAGACUUGUCUUACAAUGAUAUACGAUUUAUUCCACCGGAAAUAGGAGUGCUGCAAAGUUUACAGUAUUUUUCCAUCACUUGUAACAAAGUGGAGAAUGUGCCAGAUGAAUUAUACUUUUGCAAAAAACUUAAGACUCUUAAGAUUGGGAAAAAUAAUUUGUCAGUCCUUUCACCUAAAAUUGGUAAUUUAGUAUUCCUCUCCUAUUUGGAUAUUAAAGGCAAUCACUUUGAAAUUCUCCCGCCUGAACUUGGUGAGUGUAGGGCUUUGAAGCGGACUGGCUUGGUUGUAGAAGACACUUUGUUUGAAACUUUGCCUUCUGACAUUAGAGAGCAGAUGAAAGCUGAAUAAUUUACUUCCUUUUACUCAGUUUUACAGAAAGAUGCUUCUACCAAAUAUACUAUAUAAAUAAUUUGAUAGUCUGAAUAUGCCUUUAUUGAUGUGUUUAUUUUAUUUUUUCUUUUGUCCUUUUAACACAAAACUAUCUGUACAAACAAAUGUGGAGUAAGGAAUAUAUAUAUUUUUAAAUAAAAAUUUACUUGUAUUUUUUCACAGUUUAAAAAUAUUUAAAAGUUUAUUUUGCCCUGAUAACAAAAGUGUCUGAAAAAUUAUUUUGUACUGGCAAAAGCUAAUGGUUAGAUCAACUGUUUCUUAAUUUUGGCUAGAAGAGGAUAGUGUGCUUCCAGCUGUCUACCUUGAGUAGCAUAUUUUUUAAUAGAUGAAUGUAUCAUCUCCUGGGCCAUUGUUAAUACCUUAGGAUCUUUUUUUCUAGGGGCUGAUUCUGUGGGAUGUUGAGCAGCCUCAAUCCCUGUUUUCAUCAAUGGUGCCCAGUACCUCACAAAACCUGACCUUGAUUAAAUGUCCUUUUGUUGAGACUCCACACAUACCAACUAUUCUCCCAAGUGGUCAAAGUCAUUUAGGCCUGGUGUACACUAGGUGGGGGAUUGAGCUAAGAUACGCAAAUUCAGCUACUAGAAUAGCAUAGCUGAAGUUGACGUAUCUUAGAUGGACUUAAAUCACUUACUUUGCGUCCUCGCGGCGCGGGAUCAACGGCCAACGCUCCACCAUCGACUCCACUUCCGCCUCUCGCCAUGGUGGAGUUCCAGAGUCGACGGCAGAGCGAUUGAGGAUCGAUUUAUCGUGUCUACACUAGACACGAUAAAUCAAUCCCCAACAGAUCGAUCACUACUUGCCGAUCCGGCGGGUAGUGUAGACAUGGCCUUAGAAAAGUUUCUAAGGGGCCUACGGAAAUUAGGUGCACAACUUCCAUUGAAAGUUAAUGGGCACCUAACUCCCUUAAGCCCCUCUAAAAAUCUCAGCCUCCAUCUCAUGCAGUAUGCUGAACAGAGCACAUCUGCUGUCGUUAUUCUUCAGAACGGAACGAGUAAGGCUAAGAUUUUCAAAGUAGUAUAGGAGAGUCAAUCUUGGAAGGAGGAGUACUUGUGGCACCUUAGAGACUUUUAGUCCCUAAGGUGCCACAAGGACUCCUCGUUCUUUUUGCUGAUACAGACUAACACAGCAACCACUCUGAAUCCUGGAAGGAUUCAAGUUUUAGAUUUUUUUAAAAGAAGGGGAUGUAGCCUCCCACCUUCCAUUAAUUUGAACAGAAGGUAUGUGACUAAGUCACUGCUUUGAAAAUCUCAACCCAGAUCUUUACAUUCUGCAAGGUAAAGAUGAAAUACCACAGUCAGGGAGCUCUCCCUCCCAUCCCACAACCAAGGGCCUAUUCUUACACAGUGGUGAGUGCCUUCAACUUCCAUUGAAUUCACUCCCCUCCCCCCAACACUUCUUCCCCCCACACCAGGGUGUUUGGCAUCUCAUAUGACUGAACUGUUUGGGGCUUAGGAUCAUUGCAGUUAUCUUUGGUCUGUGAAGCUUUUGACCAGGAAACAAAAAUGCUUCCAGCAGCUAAGAAGCUCUGCAGUGGGCUUGGUAGCAUAUUACCAGGCUUGGCAGAGGAGCCUUUAAGAUUAUCAGAAACCAGAUUAAAUUAAAAGAAUCUAAUAUUAACAUGUCAAGUCUCAGCAUAGCAGAGGAUGGUGGUGAAAAUCACAUUUGUUUUAAUUUUCCAGCUAGUGAUUAAAUUGAAAAUUGUACAAUUGGAAGCCUGCUUUUUUAAAUAAUUUAAUAAUCUGUAAUAGGCUGACACAAUAGUAUAUCAGGUUGGGAAUUUUAUCAGCUAAAUCUAUGUUAAAUUAUUUUGUCAACUACUCCUGCCAUUUACGCUUACAUGGGCAGGUCUGGCAGGUGUUGUCCAUUUUAAUUCUAUGUGCUGUUCGAAAGCUAAUUUAAGCCUAAUAAAAAAUAAUUUAAAAUUUCCCAGGGCGUCUCCUCUUCCCCUGUAUGUUUGAAUCACAAUGCAGGCACUGGAUAAUUGCUAGCAGAUAACUAGAAAUAAGUAUUUCCUUUGAAAGGGCAGUCAUGCUGUUUGUAAAUUGCAGGGGCUUGGCUGCUAAUUUUUCAAAGUUAUGUGAAACAAUUACUAGGUAGUUGUCAGGGUAUUUGCUCUUUGUUGCCAGUAUUGCUUGUGUGGCUUGCACUAUAGUUAAUUUAAGUUUUGGGUAUUGGUACAAAAGCAUGUUGUUGCUUUAAGAAUCUGACAUAUGGGGGUGGGAGAGAUGAAGAAAAAUAUUUUUUUCCCCGUUAAUCCAGGGUGUACUAUGUAGUUCAGUAAGAAUACUUGCCAUAGUACCAAAGUCUGACUUACUUUUUCCAUAUAAUUAACAAGAUGGGUUGGAUGUGAAGGAACCAAAGCAAGCUUUUUAAGUUUAGCUCUAUAACUGAUGUAGCUGUUGCAAGGGCUACUUUUAUUCAUAUAUGGAAUGCACUUACAAGAACUGCUUCAAAUGUGCUUCAGUUGGAUGUGAUUUGGGAGAGAGAAAUGUUUCAUUGCUUGUAUUAACCUAAUUGUGUAAACCCAAGUGCUGUAGUUCCUGAUGAAUGUAAACUGUUUAAAAUGUCCAAGAAAUCAGUGAAUCUGUAUCAUUCUCUUACUUAGAUCUGAAAUAGGAGAUUACAUUAGGGUUGAUUUAAAAAAAAAUCUUUACAAUGUCUAUAUUUAUAGAUAUAGCAUUUCAAAAACAUGAUUUAUGUUGUGUCUAUUGUCUCCCUUGUAUAGUGCAGUGUAUAUUCUGAAUGGAAAUGACACACACCUUUUAGCUAAAGUUUUGAAGGCCUGGCCUACAGACAGUUUUUGUACUGGUAUAACUAGGUCAGUUAGGGAUGUGAUUAUUUAUCUAUUACAGUUGUACCAGUAGUACCUCUAGUGCAGUGGCUCUCAACCUUUCCAGCCUAGUGUGGCCUUUCAGGAGUCUGAUUUGUCUUGCAUACCCCCAAGUUUCACCUCACUUAAAAACUACUUGCUUACAAAAUCAGACAUAAAAAUAAAAAAGCGUCACAACACACUAGUUGAAAGAAAAAUUGCUUACGAUCUCAUUUUUACCAUAUAAUUAUAAAAUCAAUUGGAAUAUAAAUAUUGUACUUACAUUUCAGUGUAUAGUAUAUAGAGCAGUAUAAACAAGUCAUUGUCUGUCUGAAGUUUUAAUUUGUACUGACUUCGCUAGUGCAUUUGAUGUAGCCUGUUGUAAAACUAGGCAAAAUGUGUAGAUGAAUUGAUGUACCCUCCAGAAGACCUCUUUGUACCCCCCUGGCUGAGAACCACUAGUGUGGACACAGUUAUACUGAUAUAAACGUGCUUUAUACUGGUAUAGCUUAUUCCCCUUCCUGUAUGGGAGUAGCUGCACUUCUAUAAGCACAUUAAUAUUGGUAUAACGGCAUCCACCCGCGGAGGUUUUAUCGCUUUAAUUAUACAGAUGUAGAUAAACCGGUAUAGUUGUGUUUAGACAAGCCCUUAGAAUCACAAUGAAUGAUAAAAUAUCAAAUCACAGUUAUCAGUUUAAUCUUAUGAAACAAACUCAGGUAAAUGGCCUGUUGGCUUUUUCUAAACUUCUUAAUAUCUAGUCUGUGGGAUGUAUUUUAAAAUUACAGUAUUUUAGAAAUGCUCUUGCUAACAAAAGAUUGUUUCCUAAUUCCAUAUGAGAUCCAGGAAAGAUUGCAUAUGUAAAUGUAAAAGUGCCAUAUUUACUCAGCCAUUCAUUUACUACUCAUACGUAUAUUUACCUGCAAUGGAUUAUGGAAAAUCUUUCUGGGAACUACAGUAAUCUAGUAAGAAUGGAUGGACUUUUUAUUGAUAAUACUAUAGUCAUGAUUUGAAUGAGUAUAUAUGUCCAGUUAUAUUAAACAGGUGCCAAGUAACUAACAAAAUUCCCUCAUAUAAACAAAGCAUUCUAUAUCAUUGCAGAAAAUGCAAAUCAUUCUUAGUUAUAGAAACAGAGAGAACAGAUGGUGGAUCAAACAUAAGAAAACUACCUUUUGAUUUUUAAAAAUGUGUACUGAACCUGAAAAGCAGACCUAUUGCAUGAUCAGAAUCUGGGUAUGUCUGUUUCCCCUGUUGUAUCUAGCCAGUCUGACUAGCUCGCACAUAUUCCUAGUGAAAAGCACCUGUUCCAAGUCUCAUAUCUCACAUUUCCAGCACUUCCAUUAAUGCAUGUGCUUAAGUGAUGACAAGACCUGUAAGACUGUCAAAGGAAAUCUUUGAAAUUUGACUUAAUAGACAAACGGCUUAAUCCUGUGGUGAGAAACUUCUUAAUUGAUAAUAGGCCUGCCUAGUGUUAUAUUGCAUUAAAGAACACACACAAAAAAUAAUAAAAACUGUUUUUUUGUAAUUUAAAACAUUGACUGACUGUAAUGUGAUUAUUUGUUUUGCAAACAUUUUUCUUUUCUGUGUCUGUUUUACCUAAAGACCAAUCAUAACCGUUUCCUUGAUUUAAUGAUUUUUGGGGGCUGAGGAGUUGGGAAUAUACUUUUGAAAUACAUCAAAAGGUUUUAAAGAUUUAUAAUAAUUUAAUCUGACCUCCUGUGUAACAGAAGUUAUAAAAUUUUCACCCAGUAAUUCCUGCAUCAGCCCCAAAACUUGUAAUUAAACAGUGUAUAUACAGUGCUCUAUUUUAUUUGUAAUAUUUUCAUAUCCUGCUUUUCUGUGUCCAGACUAAAUUCCAGCUGAGGUUGGCAGCAUGGAAUUACCCUGAUUCCCUGUGUAGUUUCAGCGGGUUAAAGUAUUCCUCUCUCCAAUUCUCUUGAAUGGUUAUUUUGAAAUGCUGCUGCAGGCUGUUAACAGGCUGCCAACAUGCAACCUACUGUGACUGCAUUUCAGGAAAGAGGAUUUUGGUUCUUGCAUCUGAUUUAUAUUUUAUUACUUUAUUUAGAAAAUGUACCUAUCCAAAGUCAUGGUCAUGCGUAUUGGUGGCCUUCACCUUGUUAAAGGGUCUUGGACUCUUAGGCCUGGUCUACACUACGAGUUUGUCGGAUUUAGCAGCAUUAAAUCGAAUUAACCCUGUACCUGUCCACACAACGAAGCCAUUUUUUCGACAUAAAGGGCUCUUCAAACCGAUUUCUGUACUCCUCCCCCAUGAGGGGAUUAGUGCUGAAAUCGGCAUCGUCUUUGUGACUUAGAGUUAGUGUGGACGCAAUUCGAAGGUAUUGGCCUCCGGGAGCUAUCCCACAGUGCACUAUUGUGACCACUCUGGACAGCACUCUGAACUCUGAUGCACUGGCCGGGUGUACAGGAAAAGCCCCGGAAACUUUUGAAUCUCAUUUCCUGUUUGGCCAGGUGAGAUCAUCAGCACAGGUGAUCAUGCAGAGCUCAUCAGAACAGGUGACCAUGCAGUCCCAGAAUUGAAAAAGAGCUCCAGCAUGGACCGAAUGGGAGGUACUGGAUCUGAUCGCUGUAUGGGGAGAUGAAUCUGUACUAUCAGAACUACGUUCCAAAAGACGAAAUGCCAAAACAUUUCAAAAAAUCUCCGAGGCCAUAAGGGACAGAGGCUACAGCAGGGAUGCAACACAGUGCCGGGUGAAACUUAAGGAGUUCAGACAAGUGUACCAGAAAACCAAAGAAUCAAACGGACGGUCAAUCAAACUGGAGAGCCCCGAACAUGCUGCUUCUAUGCUGAGCUGCAUGCAAUUCUGGGGGGGCCGCCACCACUACCCCACUCCUGUCCGUGGACUCUGAUGAUGGGGUACUCUCCGCCAUACCUGAGGAUUUUGCGGACGGGGAAGAUGAGGAGGAGGAGGAUGAGCUUGAAGAGAGUACACAGCACACCGUUCUCCCCAACAGCCAGGAUCUUUUUAUUACCCUGACUGAAAUACCCUCCCAACCCAACGAAGCCGGAGAAGGGACCUCUGGUGAGCGUACCUUUUAAAAUAUAAUACAUGUUAUAAAAGCAAGUGUUUUUUAAUGAUUAAGUAGCCCUGAGGACUUGGGGAUGCAUUCAUGCCAGUACUGUUACUGGAAAAGUCUGUUAACGUGUCUGGGGAUGGAGCGGAAAUCCUCCAGGGACAUCUCCAUGAAGCUCUCCUGGAGGUACUCUAAAAGCCGUUGCAGAAGGUUUCUGGGGAGAGCAGCCUUAUUCCAUCCUCCAUGGUAGGACACUUUACCACGCCAUGCUGGUAGCAAGUAAUCUGGUAUCACUGCAUGACAAAGCCUGGCAGCGUAUGGUCCCGGUGUUUGCUGGCAUUCAAGCAACAUCCAUUCUUUAUCUCUCUGUCUUAUCCUCAGGAGAGUGAUCUCGUUCAUGGUAACCUGGUUGAAAUAGGGGAAUUAAUUAAGGGGACAUUCAGAGGUGGCCAUUCCUACUGGGCUGUUUGCCGGUGGCUGAAAAGAAAUCCUCCCCGAAGUUAGCCACGCGUGGGGAAGAGGGGACAUUAGCACUGAGCUGUUUACAUUUGGCUAGCAGGGAUCUUCCCUGAUACCAGCCAUGCGGUGGGGGGAGGGUAAUGCGAUCAUCCCAGAGAAUUGGAUGAUUGGGGGGGGAGGUUAGUUUGGUUUCUGCUGUUGCACGUUAACAGGAAAACAGAGUACUAAAUGGCCAACUCAACGUGCUUUGCUUGGUAUGGGAGAGGAGCGCACUGCUGUUAUGAAGGUUGCAGAAGCCGAAAGACUAUGGCUUACCAUGGCCGCCUGAAAGCCGAAUUCUGUUUCCCGGCACUGCGUAUGUGAUCUCUAACGCCAAAGCCGCAGGCACUCAAUGUAAGAUGCAAAAUGCGACCUUGUAUCAAAAUCACAUGUGCUAUGCAAUGUGAAUAGUGUUGUUCACCAUGAAAGAGUAUAGCCAUUGUUCUGUAAAAUGUACCUUUUAAAAUACUUCACUUCCUUUUUUUCCUCCAGCAGCUGCAAAUGUUUCAAGCCUCCCUCCUCCGUCCCAAAGGCUAUCUCAGAUAAGGUGGCGAAAAAAACGCACAUGCGAUGAAAUGUUCUCUGAGCUCAUGCAGUCAUCCGGCACUGACAGAGCUCAGCAGAAUGUGUGGAGGGACACAACAGCAGAGUACAGGAAAGUGGCCAAUGAACGUGAGGAGAUGUGGUGGCAGGAUGAUCAGAGGAGGCAUGAGGCAAUGCUGGGGCUACUGUGGGAUCAAACGGACAUGCUCCGGCAUCUGGUGGAGGUUCAUGAAUGGCAGCAGGAUCACAGACUGCAGCUGCAUCCCCUGUUUAACCGCCCUCCCUCCUCCCCGAGUUCCAUAGCCUCCUCACCCAGACGCCCAAGAACGUGGAGGGUGGGGGAGGCUCUGGGCACCCAACUACUCCACUCGAGUGGACAGCCCAAGCAACAGAAGGCUGUCAUUCAAGAAGUUUUAAAGUGGCCUUUUCCUUCCCUCCUCCCACACCCCACCCGGGCUACCUUGUGAGUUAUCUUCCUAUUUUCAUAAUCAAUUAAUAAAGAAUACAUGUUUUUUAAA
This is a messenger RNA of Caretta caretta (loggerhead turtle), 10096 nucleotides long. RefSeq names its product leucine rich repeat containing 8 VRAC subunit C (gene LRRC8C). Gene Ontology annotation, molecular function: protein binding. NCBI's taxonomy places the organism in Eukaryota, Metazoa, Chordata, Testudines, Cheloniidae. The record is from RefSeq and is a predicted model, not a curated record. Gene Ontology annotation, cellular component: cytoplasm.